GGGGUGACACGUAGGACGGCGCCGGAGGCUGUUCCUCAGGAGAAGCGGGAGUGACGCCUUUCCCUCUCCCUCCCCUCACUCCCGCGAGAGCAGGACGGAGCCCCCUUCCGGGGCUGGACGCAUCGGCUGGAUCAGCACGCUCCCCAACAGUUCUAGAACUGGGCCGAGCACGCCCCCUCCGUUGCCAGGCAGCAGCCGCCCCUUUCCCACCCGCACCUGAAGCCGGUUCCAGGUUCCCCCCUCACCUGUGGGGCCGUCUUCAUAGCCUCCUGCUAGCUGUUCUCCCCGCCUCUGGUGGCUUCUGCCCCCCUCACGUGGGGUCCUCCCGGCUCCUUAGUUUCCUUCCCCACAGCUGUGUUGUUCCCUCCCCUCCGCCCCAUAUCUUGCCCUCUGCCUUGCUUUCUUCCCCUUUGCGCCCCGUCCUUCCCCCCCCUCCCGUGCGGUGCCAUGCGCUUCUCCUUGGUUCUGUCACUCCUCCGCCCUGUGGGGCCUGUGGUGGUUGGGGUGUCUCUAGGUUUCACACUCAGCCUCCUCAGUGUGACCUGGGUGGAGGAGCCAUGUGGGCCCAGCCAGGGAAGCCUACGAGAUGGGGACUUGGAGCAACAGCAGCAAGGUCAGGGUAAUGCUGCCCGCAAGCCCAAUUCUGUGCCUGGGGGAUUGGGCACGGAGCCUGAGCAGAAUUGGGAGCCCCGUGUCCUGCCCUACAAGCCUCCAAACCCAGGCAAGGCUGCUAAGAAAACUAUCAGGACUCGAUAUAUCAGCACGGAGCUUGGCAUGCGACAGCGCCUUUUCGUAGGCGUGUUGACCUCGAAGAACACAUUGCACUCUCUGGCUGUGGCAGUGAAUCGCACGCUGGGCCACCGAUUGGAGCGUCUGGUCUAUUUCACAGGCACCCGCGGGCGCAAGGUGCCACAUGGCAUGAUGGUAGUGACGCAUGGUGAUGAGAGGCCCAUCUGGAACAUGUACCAAACAGUCAAGUAUGUGCUGGACCAUUACAUGGCUGACUUCGACUGGGUUUUCCUGGUGCAGGAUGACACCUACACAGAGGCACACCGUGUCAACCGCUUGGCUUCUCACCUCAGCAUCGACACUCUGCUGUACAUGGGUCGGCCUGAGGAGUUCAUUGGUGGGGACACUCAAGGACGAUACUGCUACGGGGGCUUUGGAUACCUGCUCUCCCGGGCCCUGCUGCUGCGCUUGCAGCCUCAUUUGGAAAGCUGCCGAAAUGACAUCCUGAGUGCCCGGCCUGAUGAGUGGUUGGGGCGCUGCAUCAUUGACUACACAGGUGUUGACUGUGUGGCAGAGCAUGAGGGCCUUCAUUACCACUAUUUUGAGCUUGGAAAGAACACUGAUCCCGAGAAGGAGAGUGACCCACGGUUUGAUGCUGCAUUCACGGUACAUCCAGUGUUGGACCCUGUACAGAUAUACCGGCUACACAGACAUUUUGCACAUGUGGAGCUGGAACACACUUAUCAGGAAAUACAGCAGCUUCAGCUGGAGAUUCAGAAUACCAGCAGUCUGUCUGCAGAUGGUGAGUUGAGUGCCACGUGGCCCAUUGGCAUCGCACCCCCUUUCCAACCAAAGACUCGCUUUGAGGUGCUGCGUUGGGAUUACUUUACUGAAGAGGCAGCCUUUGCCUGUGUGGAUGGAGCUCCGAAGUGUGAGCUCCGAGGAGCAGAUGCAGUUGACGUGGCAGAUGUGGUUGCGGCAGCUGUAGAAGAACUGAACCACCGAUACCAGCCAGUCCUACACGUGCGCAAGCAGCAGUUGCUGAAUGGGUACCGCCGCUUUGAUCCUACACGAGGCAUGGAGUACACUCUGGAUCUGCAGCUGGAGAUGGUGACUCAAAAGGGGUACAGCCGUUCACUGGCCAAGAGGGUGCAUCUGCUGCGCCCACUUAGUGAGGUUGAGAUCAUCCCUAUGCCCUACGUGACUGAGGCAAGCCGAGUUAAUGUCAUCCUUCCACUAACUGCCCCAGAGCGGGACUAUGCUGCACGCUUUCUAGAGGUCUAUGCUACAGCAGCCUUUGAGAAUGCUGAGAAUGCUGUGCUCACUUUUCUUUUCAUCUAUGAUCCCUUUGAAGCUCAACAAGUGUCUCAGAAUGAUGUCUUUGGGGCAGUGAAAGCCCGUAUCGCAGAAUAUGAGCGACGGUAUACCCAAGUGAAGAUCCCCUGGAUCAGUGUCAAGACAGACGCACCUUCUCAGAUCAAGGUUAUGGAUAUAAUCUCCAAGAAGCACCCUGUGGACACGCUCUUCUUUGUGGCAGGGGUGAGCACAGAGGUCACAACAGAGUUCCUCAACCGUUGCCGCAUGAACACCAUUAAUAGCUGGCAGGUCUUCUUCCCCAUCCACUUUCAGGGCUACAAUCCCACCAUUGCUUUCCACAACCAACCCUCUCCUCUUUCUAGCUUGGAUCUGGUACGUGACGCUGGCCACUUUGACCGUGAUGCUUUCAAUGAAGCUUGCUUCUACAAUGCAGACUACAUGGCAGCCCGCACGCGCAUGGCGUCUGACGCGCAGGAUAACGAGGAUAUCUUGGAGACCAUGGACAUGUAUGAUCUAUUUGUCAAGUAUUCUAACCUGCACGUCUUCCGUGCUGUAGAACCUGCCCUUCUCCAGAAGUACAGGCCACACAGCUGCAACCCCCGGCUGAGUGAGGAGCAAUAUCACCGUUGUGUGCAGAGCAGCUUGGAGGGCCUGGGCUCCCGUGCCCAGCUGGCCAUGGUGCUCUUUGAGCAGGAGCAAGGCAAUAGCACGUGAGCCCUGGAAACGGAAGCCAGGGCCAGCCUGCUUCAACCUCCCCCUGCGCUUGCUUCCUGUAGUAGCAGAGGGGAGCUGAAAAUGACUCUUCAAGCUUGGAACCAAGGUGUAGUUGUGACUGGCCUCACGGGCUGCAUUGUGGACAGUAGAUGUAAACGGGAAUUGAUGCAUCGGUUCUAGCUCCGUUUUCUGCCUUGCUCUGUUCCCGUAGCAUGGAGCCCAGGUCCUUUCUUUCCCGCUGCAGCAGGAUUGGCCAACCGCAAGCCCCAACGAAGGGGCAGGCAGGACCUGCCCUGAGACUUGCUUCCUUGAACUGCUCGUUGCUGCAGGUCCUGCCUUUGGUGUUCCUGGGCUCUUAAAGGGGCCUUCUGGAUAAGCAGCAGGAAGGGUUAGUGGGGUGGGCAGAAGUAAAGGAGGCUCUGGGGAGUUGGAUCCUGGGAGAGGAAAGGGAGUGAGAGAAUUUCUUUCCUGUAAGGAACAUUGCUCAUUCCUGUGGCUGCAGCUUUGGUGCUGACUUAAUGAACACUCCAGAUCUGAGUAUGAAGUAACUCAUUUUGAGGCGGGGAGGACAGAGGGUUUCCUGUUGUUUUUUGUUGCUCUGAGACGCUUCCCUUGGAAACCAUGACCCAGGCUGCUUUGGCCUCAGAUUAGUAUUUUGGGGCGGGGUUAAGAGGGUGGCACAGAACGGACGAGAGUCAAGCUGCCUAUAUUGCCAGGCUGGAUCUGGUAUUGUGGGAAAAAUCAUAUUUCUGGGGCUGCCUCCCAUGUAUGCUGCCUGCAGGGCUGAAGGUAUGUGGAUAGCCUACCUUGCUGCCAUGUGUAGUCUCCUAGAAGUCUUCAGCAGAAUGUAUGAUGUUGGUCAGCCUGGUGCUGUGACCAUGGAGGGCAAAACCCAGAAUUGUGGGGGAGGGCUGGACGUGGAGCAUGGCUCUCCAGUGGGUUUAUAUUUAACAUGAGAUUGGUAACAAAAUUUUGUUUUACACUUUAAUAAACUGAAGUGACGCAC
Heteronotia binoei (common prickly gecko) is the source of this 3766-nucleotide messenger RNA. It is a transcript of the gene CHPF, whose product is annotated as chondroitin polymerizing factor. The transcript has 4 exons. Gene Ontology annotation, cellular component: Golgi cisterna membrane. The record is from RefSeq and is a predicted model, not a curated record. Lineage: Eukaryota; Metazoa; Chordata; Lepidosauria; Squamata; Gekkonidae. The coding region runs from base 448 to 2760 and encodes 770 amino acids. Gene Ontology annotation, molecular function: glucuronosyl-N-acetylgalactosaminyl-proteoglycan 4-beta-N-acetylgalactosaminyltransferase activity.